GCGGCGGCGGCUGCUUGUGUCGGCUCCGGGCGGCCCCCGCGCCGCAGCCCGCGCCGUGUCCGCGGCGGAGCCGCCCAGGUGCGCAGGAGGAUGGUGGCGCGGCCCUAGGCCCACGCUCCGCACCAUGACCUGCUGGCUGUGCGUCCUGAGCCUGCCCCUGCUCCUGCUGCCCGCGGCGCCGCCCCCGGCUGGAGGCUGCCCGGCCCGCUGCGAGUGCACCGCGCAGACCCGCGCCGUGGCCUGCACGCGCCGCCGCCUGACCGCCGUGCCCGACGGCAUCCCGGCCGAGACUCGCCUGCUGGAACUCAGCCGCAACCGCAUCCGCUGCCUGAACCCGGGCGACCUGGCCGCGCUGCCCGCGCUGGAGGAGCUGGACCUGAGCGAGAACGCCAUCGCGCACGUGGAGCCCGGCGCCUUCGCCAACCUGCCGCGCCUGCGAGUCCUGCGUCUCCGUGGCAACCAGCUGAAGCUCAUCCCGCCCGGGGUCUUCACGCGCCUGGACAACCUCACGCUGCUGGACCUGAGCGAGAACAAGCUGGUCAUCCUGCUGGACUACACUUUCCAGGACCUGCACAGCCUGCGCCGGCUGGAGGUGGGCGACAACGACCUGGUGUUCAUCUCGCGCCGCGCCUUUGCAGGGCUGCUGGCCCUGGAGGAGCUGACCCUGGAGCGCUGCAACCUCACAGCUCUGUCCGGGGAGUCGCUGGGCCAUCUGCGCGGCCUGGGCGCCCUGCGGCUGCGCCACCUGGCCAUCGCCGCCCUGGAGGACCAGAACUUCCGCAGGCUGCCCGGGCUGCUGCACCUGGAGAUUGACAACUGGCCGCUGCUGGAGGAUGUGGCGGCGGGUAGCCUGCGGGGCCUGAACCUGACCUCGCUGUCGGUCACCCACACCAACAUCACCGCCGUGCCGGCCGCCGCGCUGCGGCACCAGGCGCACCUCACCUGCCUCAAUCUGUCGCACAACCCCAUCAGCACGGUGCCGCGGGGGUCGUUCCGGGACCUGGUCCGCCUGCGCGAGCUGCACCUGGCCGGGGCCCUGCUGGCUGUGGUGGAGCCGCAGGCCUUCCUGGGCCUGCGCCAGAUCCGCCUGCUCAACCUGUCCAACAACCUGCUCUCCACGUUGGAGGAGAGCACCUUCCACUCGGUGAACACGCUAGAGACGCUGCGUGUGGACGGGAACCCGCUGGCCUGCGACUGUCGCCUGCUGUGGAUCGUGCAGCGCCGCAAGACCCUCAACUUCGACGGGCGGCUGCCGGCCUGCGCCACCCCGGCCGAGGUGCGCGGCGACGCGCUGCGAAACCUGCCGGACUCGGUGCUGUUCGAGUACUUCGUGUGCCGCAAACCCAAGAUCCGGGAGCGGCGGCUGCAGCGCGUCACGGCCACCGCGGGCGAAGACGUCCGCUUCCUCUGCCGCGCCGAGGGCGAGCCGGCGCCCACCGUGGCCUGGGUGACCCCCCAGCACCGGCCGGUGACGGCCACCAGCGCGGGCCGGGCGCGCGUGCUCCCCGGGGGGACGCUGGAGAUCCAGGACGCGCGGCCGCAGGACAGCGGCACCUACACGUGCGUGGCCAGCAACGCGGGCGGCAACGACACCUACUUCGCCAUGCUGACCGUGCGCCCCGAGCCGGCCGCCAACCGGACCCUGGGCGAGGCCCACAACGAGACGCUGGCGGCCCUGCGCGCGCCGCUGGACCUCACCACCAUCCUGGUGUCCACCGCUAUGGGCUGCAUCACCUUCCUGGGCGUGGUCCUCUUCUGCUUCGUGCUGCUGUUCGUGUGGAGCCGCGGCCGCGGGCAGCACAAGAACAAUUUCUCGGUGGAGUACUCCUUCCGCAAGGUGGAUGGGCCGGCCGCCGCGGCGGGCCAGGGGGGCGCGCGCAAGUUCAACAUGAAGAUGAUCUGAGGGGUCCCCAGGGGCGGACCCUCCCCUCCCCUGCCCUCCCCCGCGGGCCGGCCGCUCGCGUGUCCACCUAUGCAUUUUCCGGAGGGGAAGGGGGCGGCUGCACGGCGCUCCCCAGGCAGAACUUCCCCUUUUUUUGUAGACGCCCGACCGCAGGACUGUUUUUCAUCAGCAUGUGUCUUUUUGCAGUUUCUCAAGCGUUUUCUAAAGAUUUCAACCCGUCUUCCUGUCCCUGCUAUGGUGGCUGAGCUGGGGGGUGGGGGUGCGGGCUGCAAGGAUGGGGGGGAUGGGCUCCCGUCUACCAACCCGGGAUGGCUGGGGGCGCUCAGAGACCCCAGGAUCCUCAGGGCCCGCAAUUCACACCCAGGAGGCACAAGACUGCUGCCCCCAAGCCCUGGGCUUCCGCUCCCCCAGUCCUUUGCACACAGAUCACAUCGGGGAGACGGUGGACACCUGGGACCCACAAAGGGCCCCAACAGCCCCGAGGGGAGGGUGCGCAGAAAAUCUACAUUGCUCACACCUGGCCAUCCUACACCUCACGCCCAGACACACAGUCACACCUGGAACCGAAUCACACAGGUGAAACACACCUCACACCCAGCCGACACUAAAACCAAACCCGGGGCACCAGAGCUGACCACAGGGGCAGGCAGGGCUCUCGUGAGAGCAAAGCUCACACCCGGGACAGGCGCAGCUCACACCCAAGACACACACAGCUCACACCCGGAACACACAGCUCACACCCAGGACACACGCAGCUUACACCCGGGACACACAGCUCACACUCGGAACACAUAGCUCACACCUGGGACAGGCACAGCUCACACCUGGGACACACAGCUCACACGCAGGACACACAGCUCACACCUGGGACAGGCACAGCUCACACCUGGGACACACAGCUCACACGCAGGACACACACAGCUCACACCUAGGAGACACUCAGCUCACAUCCAAUACAAGCACAGCUCACAGUGGAACACACAGUUCACACCCCGGACACACAGCUUACACCCGGGACACUCAGCUCGCACUGGAACACACAGCUCACACCUGAGACACAGCUCACACCUGGGACAGGCACAGCUCACACCCAGAACACACAGCUCACACCCAGAACACACAGCUCACACCCAGGACACACUCAGCUCACACCCGGGACAUGCUCAGCUCACACCCAGAACACAGAACUCACACCUGGGACACACACGGGUCACACCCAAGACACACACCUCACACCCAGCUGACACUAAAACGAGGCCCUGGGCACCAGAGCUGACCACAGAGGCAGGCAGGGCUCUCAUGAGAUCACAGCUCACACCCGGGACAUGCUCAGUUCACACAUGGGACAGGCACAACUCACAACUGAGAUACAGCUCACACCUGGGACACACGGCCCACCCCACGCCUGCUCAGGUGAGCAUCUCCCAGCCAACCUCAGGGCCUGGGCUCAGGUCUUGCUGAGGACCCAGCACACGCGGUGGUUACAGUCAGGGAUCCACAUGCCCUGUCCUCCAUCCUCCCCACAGCCCAGCAGGGCUGUCCACAAGGAGGAGCCAUCGCCCCAGCCCUCUGCCUCCCUCCACUGACACUUGCUUCCCAGAACAGCAGGCAAGAGAGGGCCACCCUGCCCCGGCCCAGGACCAUGGCUUCUGGUGUGCUGAGUGUCCUUCUAAAUGGGUCUACUGGAGGGACUUUUGCCCCUAGGUAUGCACUGACCUCUGAGCCUGCCUCAGACAAGCCCUGAGCGUGGCCCCAUCAUGCCUGGCCCUGCUGACCCGUGGCUCAGGUGGGGAACGAGACCAAAGAACACAGGGGGUUACCAGGGGUCCCUGCUAUGUGCGUUGCAGAGGUAGUGACAAGAACAAGGCCGGAACAAGGGCUUCACCCUACAGGGAGGCCUGAACCCAGGUCCUCGGGAGAAGGUGAUGGAGGAACCUCAGUCUGUGCACCUGCAGAGGUGGGGCAGAUCUAGGGCCAAAGCUGGGGUCACAGGCCGACUGCAGCUCAGGUCAAGGAAGAGCUUCCCCGAGGUCACCGCGCGGUUGCUCUGCAGAUGGUGAGCUCCCCGUCACGGGGGGUAAACAAGCAGGAGCUGAGGUUUUGCAGAAGGAUUCAGACACCAGACAGGGACCAUAGGCACCAUCAGUGACCUGGCCUCCUCACAGCCAGUUCUUGCCCCUCCUCUCCACAUCCUCCAGAGGACAGUUAGGACGUUGCUGGGGCAGGGACAGGAACCAUUGUUGAGCCAAAAGCUCAGCCAGAAAGGGGCUUGGCUGCAACCGAGGGGUUAGGACACACCCUCCAGGACUUUGCAGGAAGGGCUCAAAAGCAGCUCUGCUCCUGCCCAGCUGUGUGAUCUCAGCUGGUGACUGAAGACCACCUAGACCAUCAGUGUCCUCAUCUGUGAAACGGGUCUGAGGGUCAAACCUAUUACCCCGUAUUCACAGGCCAGGCCUGCAGAUGAGCUUGAUGGCUUGACUUGGAUCCUGGAUCCCUCAAGACUGCUCUGAGAUCAAUCAGCCAGAGAGAAACAGAGAGAAAGCCGGCUCAGCCCUGGAGGCUUUGAGCAAAGGUUUCAGAAAGAGCUGGAAGGAGACACUGGCCCAUUCUCCCUGAGCUGUGGCCGGGAGGGCCCAGGCCUGCACCACGAUGUACAGAUGGCCCAGGGGGCUCGACAUGAGUGAGGGCUGAAGUUCCUGCAACCCCAACCGCCACACCUGAAUUGGGCAGAACCAAUUUUUUUGUUAGCACCUGCCUGACUCUGGUUACCAUGACAACCCCAAGGGCCCCCAAAAAUUGAUAUCCAAGUGCCUUUAGCCUAUCAAAGACAGGAGGGGGUGCGUUCUCGGCCAUGUUAGGGUUCACAGAGCAUCCGUAUAUUAGGAUUUCCCAGCCCCCUGAGCCCCCCACCCCAUCCCAACAUGAACCAAGACGCCUCAGCUCCCCACCCCUCAUCCUGCUGUAUUUGGUUCAAAUCCAAUAAAAAUGGAACCGAUUUAAUAACAAA
This is a messenger RNA of Symphalangus syndactylus (siamang), 4910 nucleotides long. It is a transcript of the gene LINGO3, whose product is annotated as leucine rich repeat and Ig domain containing 3. The record is from RefSeq and is a predicted model, not a curated record. Lineage: Eukaryota; Metazoa; Chordata; Mammalia; Primates; Hylobatidae. Gene Ontology annotation, cellular component: plasma membrane. Gene Ontology annotation, molecular function: protein binding.